AUGCACCAUGUGGUACUGACGCCUCCCUCCCUGGCUGUCUACCGACUCUGGAUUCACCCUCUACGAUCAUAUCCGGGCCCUCGCUGGUGGGCCAUCUGGCGGGUGCCCUACAUCCACAGCAACAUCCGAGGCAGCCUUGUCCGCGAUCUCCAGCGACUACACGAACAAUUCGGUCCCGUCGUCCGAAUCGCGCCCAAUGAGCUAUCGUUCAUCACCCCCGAGGCGGCGACUCCUAUCUACACGAGCAAUCCCGAGUUUCCCAAGGAUCCGAUGCAUCUGCCGCCGUUCCACAAUGGAACCCCAGGCAUCCUGGCCGCCGACCAUACCCACCACCGCCGUUAUCGACGGCUGUUGGCCUUUUCAUUUUCCGACAAAGGUUUACGGCAGCAGCGCGGUCUUAUCGAACGCAGCGUUGACCUGCUAAUUACGCGCUUCCAUGAGAACUGUGGCCAGGGCCCUCUGGACCUCACGCUAUGGUUCAACUGGGCCACCUUCGACAUUAUCGGCGACCUCGCCUUUGGAGACUCGUUCGGCUGCCUUGACAACGUCCAGACACAUCCAUGGAUUGCAUCCAUUCAGGGCAAUGUCAAGUUGAUCCCCAUUCUGAAUGGCCUUCGUCGCUACCGACUGGAUAGUCUUUUGCGACUUCUAGGAUCUCGCAAGCUGCUAGAACAGCGACGCCGGAACGCACAGUUCACGACCGACCAGGUCGACCGUCGCCUUCAAAACUCUAGUACGCCGCGAGGAGAUAUUUGGGAUGCCGUACUGGCCCAGAAGCCCGACGCGGAAGCGCCCAUGACGCGGGAAGAAAUGAUCAGUAAUGCCAGUGCCAUUGUGCUGGCAGGUAGCGAGACGUCGGCCACCCUGCUCAGUGGGUGCGUUUGGCUGUUGCUAAAGAGCCCGGGGCAUCUGCACCAGCUCACCUCUCACAUACGAUCGCAGUUCACUCACGCAUCGGAGAUUGACUCCCAGAGUGUCUCGCGUGUGGAGGGAUUGCAGGCAGUCCUGGAGGAAUCGCUGCGUCUGUAUCCACCGGUACCCAUGCAAAGUAACCGCAUCGUGCCGCCGACGGGGGCUCAUAUCGCAGGAGGAUGGGUACCCGGGGGGACAUCAGUCGGUCUACAACAGUUUGUCGCCUGCCGGUCAUCCAUGAACUUCCAUCGUCCCAACGAGUUCCUGCCUGAGCGUUGGCAAGGCCAGGGCGAAUUUGCCUAUGAUCGCCGCGAGGCAUCGCAACCGUUCAGCAUCGGACCGCGGAAUUGCAUUGGGCGACAGCUAGCCUACGUGGAAAUGCGGUUGAUCCUAGUCAAGCUUCUCUGGCAUUUCGACUUACGGUUAGACACUACGCGUAUGAAGGAUACCGACUGGUUGGCAGAGCAGGGCAUUUGGAUUCUGUGGGACAAGAAACCGUUGUGGGUUACGCUGGAACCUCGCAACAAGUAG
Molecule: messenger RNA, 1443 nt
Organism: Aspergillus bombycis
Lineage: Eukaryota; Fungi; Ascomycota; Eurotiomycetes; Eurotiales; Aspergillaceae
Product: cytochrome P450
Exons: 3
Coding region: 1-1443 (480 amino acids)
Molecular function (GO): oxidoreductase activity, acting on paired donors, with incorporation or reduction of molecular oxygen; monooxygenase activity; heme binding
Source: RefSeq, a predicted model, not a curated record